Molecule: messenger RNA, 1164 nt
Organism: Lolium rigidum
Lineage: Eukaryota; Viridiplantae; Streptophyta; Magnoliopsida; Poales; Poaceae
Product: phospholipase A(1) DAD1, chloroplastic-like
Exons: 1
Coding region: 1-1164 (387 amino acids)
Biological process (GO): lipid metabolic process
Molecular function (GO): glycerophospholipase activity
Source: RefSeq, a predicted model, not a curated record
AUGGCUGCUUCCAUCUCGGGAACGCAUGCUUGCUACCCUAGCGUCGCACUUAAUAACGCCACUGGCAACCGCCGCCGCGGCGCCGAAAAGAACUCCUUCGCGCCUCCUCUGCCGGCGUCCAGGCCGUCGUCGUCGACGCUGCGCAUCGGCGAGCAGUGGCCGGAGCUCCAGGGCGCCCGCGACUGGGACGGCCUUCUGAGCCCGCUGGACGGCGCGCUCCGGGGCGAGCUCGUCCGGUACGGGGAGUUCGUCCGCGCCGCGUAUGCAAGCUUCGACUUCCAAGGACGUGGCGCGCCGACCUCCUACGGGUCCUGCCGGUUCCCAACCCGCUCCCUGCUUCGUCGGUCUGGCAUCCCGGAGACCGGCUACACGGUCACCGGCCUCCUCCACGCGGCGUCUAGCUCGGCGCCGAGCUGGCUGCCGUCGUCGUGCACGUGCAGCUCGAGCUACAUCGGCUACGUGGCGGUGUGCGUUGACGAGGGCGAGAUGGAACGGCUCGGGCGCCGCGACGUGGUCAUCGCAUACCGCGGCACGGCGACCUGCAGCGAGUGGCUGGACAACUUCCACUCCACUCUCACCUGCCUCCCGACCACCACCACGGCCCCGCGAUCCAGGGAGGAGGAGGAGGAGCCGAUGGUGGAGAGCGGGUUCUGGAGGCUCUUCACCACCCCCGGUGAGGCGCAUGGCAGCCUGCAGCACCAGGUGCGCGGCGAGGUGCAGAGGAUCGUCGGCGAGUACAGCGGCAAGGGCAUGCCGCCGCUGAGCAUCACCGUUACCGGCCACAGCCUCGGCGCGGCGCUGGCGGUGCUCACCGCCUACGAGAUCGCGGCUGCAACGCGAGACGCGGACGAUGAGGCGCCGAUGGUGACGGCCGUGUCGUUCGGUUGCCCGCGCGUGGGCAACGCGGCGUUCCGGCGCAGGCUGGAGGCGAGCGGCGGCAAGGUUCUCCGCGUGGCUAACUCGAACGACCUCGUGACCAAGGUGCCUGGGCUAUGGGUCGACGAGUACGGGUCGGUGAAGAGGUGGAUGGCCUCGAAGAUUGGGUGGGCGUACAGCGACGUCGGCCGGGAGCUGCUGCUCUCCGGCCAUGAUUUGCCGCGCAACGUGGUCGCGUCGCAUCACCUCGACUUGUACCUCAAGCUCGUGGCUGCAUGCACAUAUUGA